This is a messenger RNA of Lepisosteus oculatus (spotted gar), 4400 nucleotides long. It is a transcript of the gene clmpa, whose product is annotated as CXADR-like membrane protein. Lineage: Eukaryota; Metazoa; Chordata; Actinopteri; Semionotiformes; Lepisosteidae. Gene Ontology annotation, cellular component: membrane; cell surface; cytoplasmic microtubule. The record is from RefSeq and is a predicted model, not a curated record.
GCUUGAACCUCUGCUGGUGGAUCUGCUGUAAAGACCGCAGGGAGAUGCUCUUGAACAAGCUGUCCUCCGCCGAGUCCUCCAGCUUCAGCUGCGGGAUGAUGUGCCCCGGGUUCGCAAAAGCCAUUCUGUCGACACCACGGCUCGCCGUGAGGAAGAGGCUGGCGGCUCCCUGCUGAGGGAGGAGGAGGAGGAGGAUGCCGGGUUCGCGGAGCGAGGCGCCGGUCGCGUGCACCUGCUUUCCAAGGGCGGGCGCCAUGCGCGCGCGCGCUCGCGCCCGGCCUCGACAGCCGCGCGCCAGCGCGAAAGUUGUCCGGGCGGCGUCUGGUGGGAAGAAAAAAACACAUACGACCGCCGCAGCCGUAUUCUGUAAAAAGUAAAAGUACUUUAUCCUCGUCUCCAUCGUCUUUAAUAUCAAAGAGGAGGGGGGGGGGCGUUUCAUCGCCUCUCUUAUUAUCCCCUAGUACAACGAAAAAAAUCCCACUGAGGUUGGUCGCUUCUCUCUCCAUGCUUUGGAGGAAUGAAAGGAUAUCUAGAAAAAACGUGUCGGACGAGUGUUCCGAGGCCCCGGCUUCCACGACCACACGUUACUGUGACACAACACACGUCCGGCCGCCGAUACAGCUUCACCUGCCGUUACAGGUGGGACCUCCAGCCUGCGGGAAGCCUGCAACAGCAGCCUACCUGCAGCAUAACCGAGAUGUUGACAAGGACAUCCCAGCUGUGAACCCUCGACCAAAAGGAUCCAGCAGUUUAAUUUUAGCCAGAAACACGCACUGGAUUCAAAGGGGACUUGCAGAUGAGCUUAGAAGGUAAAAAAUUGGUUUCCAGUGACCUGUGGCCUCUACAGUCCGACAUGUGUGCAUUUUUUCCUGGGCGUGCUGAUGGUACGAGCCGAAACGGAGAUGAAGAGUGUGGUGGGGGACAAUGCUACCCUGCCCUGCCACCACCAGCUGUGGCAGAUGGACCCCAGGACGCUGGACAUCGAGUGGCUGCUCCAGAGGACUAACUCCAAGCAGAGGGCGGUGAUCACCUACUCGGGCAGCUCGGUGUACGACGACCUGCACGAGAGCCUGAAGGGGCGCGUGGCGUUCGCGGCGGACUACCUGAAGGGCGACGCCUCCCUGCGCAUCGCCGACCUCCUGCUGGCGGACUCGGGGCUGUACACCUGCAAAGUGAAGAACGGGGGGCACUACAAAUGGAGCAACAUCAACCUCACGGUUCUGGUGAAGCCGUCGAAACCAAGGUGUUGGAAGGAGGGGACUCCGGAGGAAGGCGGCAGUGUGAAGCUGAGCUGUAAAUCCUCCGACGGGUCUGAUCCCAUCAAGUACCGGUGGGAGAGAGUUCUGGGCAACGGCAAGAAUGUGGGCAAACUGCCACAGCAAGCGCUGAUAGAUUUGCAAAACCCUGAAAUUGUCACUUUGAGAAACCUGACACAGGACAACAGCGGCAAGUACAAGUGCACUGCUAGCAAUGAUGUGGGAGAGGAGAACUGCAUCAUUGAGAUCGACAUCCACUAUGUCCGGGAAGUUGGUGUGGUUGCAGGGGCGAUUGUCGGGGUGGCGUUUGGAGUACUCUUAAUCUUACUUGUCAUCUGGCUGGUUUUCCGCAAGAAGGAAAAGAAGAAGUACGAGGAAGAAGAAACUCCAAAUGAAAUAAGGGAGGAUGCUGAGGCUCCUAAAGCCAAGCUGGUGAAGCCCAACUCCCUGUCCUCAUCCCGUUCGGGCAGCUCGCGCUCGGGAGCCUCCUCCACGCAGUCCAUGGUGCACAGCAGCGCCCCCCGGAGCCACAGGCCCCGCCCUGCAGCCUGCCUGAAGGAAAACGGGCAGCUGCCCAGCUUCCCUCAGUCUCCGCCCACCUACACGCAGGUGAUCACCAAGGAGCCCGACACCGACAGCAGCAGGCUCAGCCCCGGGAACCUGGUCAGGAUGGGCGCCACUCCCGUCAUGAUCCCGGCCCAGACCAAGGCCUUUCAGACUGUGUAGGGGAACCUACACACUGCGAACGCCCAGAGAGCGACGAAACGGAAGCCCACUGACGUACCAUUAAUAAAAAAAAGGCACUGUGAGUUAAAGAAAAAAUCACAUGAAAGGAUGUAGCUGAAGGUAUCGCGGUGAGGAAUUGAAGACAGAGCUCAGUGUCUGAAUGAAUGCAUUCAAAAGGGAAAAUAAGGAGUGACUUUGCCCCCUCUUUGCGAAAUACCUUGAUAAUGCCUUUCUCUUUUUCGUUUUUCAUUUUGCUCUCAAAUUUGAAGCCAAGGAUGAGAAAAAAAAGUCCCCAGUGUGUUGGCAGACAGUAGGUUUGUACUGUAUUUGUCUGUUCUUUUGUCAAAGAAUCGCCGCAUUCAGGAGAGAAGAGUGGAGUGGCACUGUAAAAGUUUCCAUUUGAAGAAGAAAAAAAUAAGUGAAAAAGCCAAAGACAUUCCACCUUCCAGGGAAAUAUGUCAAUGAUCAGCCACCGUGCUGUUGUUAACCAGGUUUCUCUGGGGGACUGUGGAGAAACUGCAUUGCUUCAUCAUUUGCUUCUGUCUCGUAACGACCUACGGCCAUGCAUACUGUAAGCCUGUAGGAAACACAAGCGAGCUUUCAUCGCCUCAUAUACUCAUCUUCAGGCACCGGGACACAUCACGUGCAUUCCAGAUUCCAGGUGCUGGCAGCAAAGGAAUUAAACAGGCCAUCGUCCAUCCGCCCAUUGUCGAAAAGCCUCUUAUGCAUGGUUGAGGGCCGCGGCAAGUUAGACCUUCCCAGGUGGCAUUGGUUUCCCCUUGCAGGUUAGUGCUGUAUCACGCCUCCGUCACAAACCAAGACUCUCCAAUCGCGGGCGCGUGGAUAAUGGGAAAUCGCCCAGAGCUCUGCCCUUGACGUGGGCGCCUUCCCUUGGUUGGUAUCAGAAUCAGCAGGCAGCCAAGGAAGUAUGUGGAGGCUGAUCAGGGCAGAUCAAAAACCAAAGCCACAGCUGAUUAAUGGAUUAGUAGAGGCAGCUUUAAACAUCCCUUCCGGUCCUGUCGUGUUUUGUUUAAUAAUCGACAUGGGUGUCAAUAAUGAGUGUCAGUCCCUCAUCUGCUAGACUGGUGAUGCAGGGAGAGAGAGGAGUGACGUGGAAGGGGUCGACUUUACGUUUCAUUUUGUAGGUUUGGGGGGGGAAACGAGGUUCCACCCUGAACGUCCUGCAUUUCAUGAUUCAUCUUAGAGAAAAUUCCUAGAAACGGUUCUGUGGCUGUCCCCGCUUUCCCAGUGAAAGAGCUGCUGUAUAUCCUAAGAGGCCCUGUUAAUACGGCUUUUUUUCUGUAAGAUAAAAAAGCAGAAAGUAGAAAACCUUACAAAGAAAAGUUGUUCGUCAGUUCAUCUGCAGCAACAGCGGACGGUGCAAAGUUUAUUCUUAAAUCAAUAGCUAUUCGCGGUAGCUUCUUCUCAAUUUUCAGCGAGAAGUGAUGACCUUCAGUGUUAUGAUGGAUUUUCUAUAGAUAUGUCUGUAGACGGUGUUAAUUGGGAAAGUACAGAAUCUUUUUUCUUCUCCAUCAUGACUCACUUGGGUACAGAUUCUUAAAGAUGUUGUCCAAUGGAAAAAAAGCUGUGAAUCUGUUAGAAUCUAAAAAUAGCAUCCAGUUUGGGAUGGUGGACCUGGUACAUCACUGUUUUUUUUUUCCCUGUUUAACUGCAUCAUAGAUUUCCUACACCAAAAUCAGUUAAUGAAACUAGGAAUGUUAUAUUAAAAAAAAGAUGGAAUACAAAAUAUUUUUUUACUUGAUAUUACAGGGACAUUAAUCCUUUUAACCUUGACACAUAUAAAUAUGACCCACAUCUAUAAAAUGAGGGGUCACAUUUCUUUAUUUAAGGAGAAUGCAAAUAUAGGAACUUGUAUACUGAAACUAGAGGAAGUCACUGAACCUUUUGCAGUCCUGAUAAUACGUAGGUGACAUACCCUGCUAAAGGACUGAAGCAAGUAUUUCAGACUCGAUUAGUACACCGCUGUGUCUUCAAGAACUCCAGUAUUUGAUACUGUGCGGCUGCGAAAGGAACUGUGUGAGCAAUAAAGCACUAAUUACUGUCUGGCGGAGGCUGAGCAGAGUGGAUGGGCUGUAACGCCUGUUAGCGUUUUCUAGUCACUUAUUUUUUAUCUCUAAAAAAGUAAAAUAAUGACCAUCUGACUGGCGUUUCAGCCUUACACGAGUGUCGGCAUCCAAGAGGGCGCAGAAACAGACUUGGUCGACGCGAGGCAGAGAUGGAGCAGAAUAAUGAAAUCACGCGAACAUUUCACAUUCUUUCCUUAUUGAGAGAGUUUAACAAAAAGUCAUACAUUUUAGGGUAUUCGUUUCGAUAGCCAAAGCGUGCAGCAAUUCACAAAUGCAAGAACAUAAAACACUUAAGAUGCGUGAAAGAAACAUACCUUCUCUAAGUGACUAG